CCAUUAAAAAUACAAAUUUUGCAAGCGCAGGUACAUCCGUUGGACUGGGUCUCAAAGGCUUCAUCCCCAUUUGGUCACUCGUUACGUCACUUCUCACUCCUCAGUCCUCACAUUAAAAAUGGUUGUUCGGAAAAACUAAUCACUCUGCUUCUUUGUGUUUGCUGCUCUCUCUCUCUCUCUCUCUCUCCCUCGGUAGUCUCUUCCCCCACUCUCUCUCUCUCUCUCUCUCUCUCUCUCUCUCACACAAACCCCUUAACACAAAGAAAGAACAGAACCCGAGACGCACGAGAAGAGAAGGAAAUGUCAAUUAACCUCAUUCACACCAUACUACUUCUAUACACGGUAGUCCUAACAUGGAGAGCAGCUGGUGCUGUAUAUGCUUCUGCUUCUCCCCCCUCCUAUUCCUCAGCAACCCCAAUGACCGAGUGGAGAUCCGCCAGAGCCACCUACUACGCCGCAUCCGACCCUAGGGACGACGCCGGAGGGGCCUGUGGCUACGGUGACCUAGCGAAGAAUGGCUACGGAAUGGCCACCGUCGGGCUGAGCACUGCCCUCUUCGACCGGGGCCAGAUCUGCGGUGCUUGUUUCGAGCUGAGGUGCGUCGAGGACCUGAGAUGGUGCAUUCCAGGGACUUCCAUUAUCGUCACCGUCACCAAUUUCUGCGCGCCGAACUAUGGCUUGCCGUCCGACGGUGGCGGCCACUGCAAUCCUCCCAACAAACACUUCGUCCUACCCAUCGAGGCCUUCGAAAAGAUCGCCGUCUGGAAAGCUGCUAGCAUGCCUGUACAGUAUCGCAGGAUGAAGUGCAUAAAGGAAGGAGGAAUUCGGUUCAGGAUCGACGGGUCGGGAUUCUUCUGUUCAGUGCUGAUCAGUAACGUUGCGGGUGCUGGUGACGUAGUGGCCGUGAAGAUCAAGGGGUCAAGAACAGGGUGGCUUCCAAUGGGAAGGAACUGGGGGCAGAACUGGCAUGUCACAGCUGAUUUGAAAAACCAGCCCCUCUCGUUUGAAGUCACAACUAGUGAUCGGGUCACAGUUGUAUCUUACAAUGUUGCACCCAAAGAUUGGAGCUUUGGGCAGACCUUUGUAGGCAAGCAAUUUGAGUAAAAGAACCAAAUUGAUGCUAAACAAAAGCAGAAGAUGGCAGUUAUUAUAUGUAUAUUUUAGUUAUCCUUUUUUUUAUUUUUUCUUUUAUUUCCUCCACCUCGAGCAUAAAUAUUGGGGGGGCAAAAAGGAUGUAAUUGAUUAUUUGGUCUUUUUUUAAGGCACUUAGGCAAGUUCAUUCAUCAUAAAUUCUCAGUCAA
This is a messenger RNA of Nelumbo nucifera (sacred lotus), 1301 nucleotides long. RefSeq names its product expansin-A13-like. Gene Ontology annotation, biological process: plant-type cell wall organization. The record is from RefSeq and is a predicted model, not a curated record. Gene Ontology annotation, cellular component: extracellular region. Lineage: Eukaryota; Viridiplantae; Streptophyta; Magnoliopsida; Proteales; Nelumbonaceae.